Molecule: messenger RNA, 1114 nt
Organism: Mugil cephalus (flathead mullet)
Lineage: Eukaryota; Metazoa; Chordata; Actinopteri; Mugiliformes; Mugilidae
Product: tropomyosin alpha-3 chain
Exons: 10
Coding region: 99-953 (284 amino acids)
Biological process (GO): actin filament organization; muscle contraction
Cellular component (GO): actin filament
Molecular function (GO): actin filament binding
Source: RefSeq, a predicted model, not a curated record
UCAUUGUCAGAGGUUUGAGUCUCUGUCAGUUUCCCAGGCUCAUCCUACCUUCAUCAAUUGCCUUCUCAGCUGUAAAAACUCAUUAAACCUCAGCCAAAAUGGAGGCAAUCAAAAAGAAGAUGCUUAUGCUGAAGUUGGACAAGGAGAAUGCACUGGACCAGGCUGAACAAGCUGAGGCAGACAAAAAAGCCGCUGAAGACAGAAGCAAGCAGCAUGAAGAUGAACUUUUGCAAAUGCAAAAGAAGCUAAAAGGGACAGAGGACGAGCUUGAUAAAUAUUCUGAGGCCCUGAAGGAUGCUCAGGAAAAGCUUGAGGUUGCUGACAAGAAGGCGGCUGACGCUGAAGCAGAAGUGGCUUCCCUGAACAGACGCAUCCAGCUGGUGGAGGAGGAGUUGGAUCGAGCUCAGGAGAGACUGGCAACAGCACUUCAGAAACUAGAGGAGGCUGAGAAGGCUGCCGACGAAAGCGAGAGAGGUAUGAAGGUGAUUGAGAACAGGGCUCUAAAGGAUGAAGAAAAGAUGGAGCUCCAGGAGAUUCAGCUGAAGGAGGCUAAACACAUUGCAGAGGAGGCUGACCGGAAGUAUGAAGAGGUGGCUCGCAAACUGGUGAUUGUAGAAGGAGAGCUGGAGCGUACAGAGGAGAGGGCAGAGCUGGCUGAGGCUAAAUGUGCUGAGCUUGAAGAGGAACUGAAGAAUGUCACCAAUAACCUCAAAUCUCUGGAGGCACAGGCAGAGAAGUACUCUCAAAAGGAGGACAAGUAUGAAGAGGAAAUCAAGAUCCUGACUGAUAAGUUGAAAGAGGCUGAAACCCGAGCUGAAUUUGCUGAGAGAUCUGUGGCCAAGCUGGAGAAGACUAUUGAUGAUCUUGAAGAUGAGCUUUAUGCACAAAAACUCAAGUACAAAGCCAUCAGUGAGGAACUGGACCAUGCUCUCAAUGACAUGACCUCUAUCUAAACAUUCAGAAGGACAUGCUGUCAUGUGACCUUUACUGCUGAACAUUGAAUCUUCUCUCGUCUUUGCACUUCUGUGUCAAUUCUGUGCUGAACAACUGAUAAACAAGAGCUGGAAAAAAAAUGCUUGAGUCACUGCAUUUGUGUCCAUGUCUGUCUUUGUCU